UUGUCUGCAGUCAGCUGUCACCUAAACACCAAACAUAUGUGUUGAUUUUGUUAUUAUUGAAGUUGUGUUAACAUUAUUAUCAUGGCCAAUAUUAUUGAUAGAAAUAAUAAUGAUUUGUUACUUAUUUAUUUGCUCUAAAAUCGAAUGGUGCUUUUGAUAUGGCAGGAGUACGUAUUCUUUACAAUAUUCUAAUUGAACGAAUUGACUGUUCUGAAAUUAUUUGAUCUGUCAGAUUUACUAAUGUCUCGUGUUUCAUCUAAAGUUGAUUUUCAUUGUGACAAGAAGAGUGAAAUUGAUUGCUUUGGAAACGAUAAUGAAAGCAAUGGAGUUGAAUCAAAGAGAACAGCAAAUUCUUCUUGGAGGCAUGAUAUUCCUACAGGAGGGGAACCUUAUUUCGAGGAUGAUGAAUUGGUCCAGAACCAUUUUAUGCAGAAGCAGACAUCAACAAAUUCUAGUGUUGAUGGGGCUGAUAUUCCACUUCUCAACGAUGUAGACGGAUUCAACCAUCAGAUGUUGGAAGACACAACAAUUGAUCAUUGCCAUAUACCUCUAACGACGCAGUGCAAAGUUGCUUAUUGGAAGCUUAUGUCGGUGGCAGCAACAUGUCUUCUAUUUAUGACUAUUGAAAUUAUCGGUGGUCACCUAGCUGGUAGUAUAGCAAUUAUGGGGGAUGCUGCACAUUUAUUUUCUGACUUCAUUAGUUUUGUUAUAAGCCUAUUCGCAAUUUGGAUAGGUCAGCAAAAUCCAACUAAACAUCUCACUUUUGGAUUCCAGCGUGUAGAGGUUAUUGCUGUAUUGUUCAGUGUUGCUGUGAUAUGGAUUCUGUCUGCUUAUUUCAUGUAUGUUUCUGUGAUAAGAAUAAUGCAUAAGGACUUCGUCAUAGACUCCAAUAAAAUGCUGUUUGUGUCACUGUUUGGGAUUGUUAGUAAUCUAGUAAUGGGAGUUCUGCUACAUAGCUAUGGUGAAGAUCUGAGACAUUGCCAUAGUCAUAAUUCUCCCGAUAAUAUGCACAACAAUUUAAAAGCCCAAAAUAUCAACAUUCGAGCUGCAAUAAUCCAUGUGAUAGGAGACUUGGUACAAAGCGUUGGAGUUCUCGUCUCCGCGUGUAUCAUACAUUAUUACCCAAACGCCAAAAUAGCUGAUCCGAUCUGCACUUUAAUAUUUUCAAUGCUAGUCAUCUGUACAACAAUGAGCGUCAUCAUAGAUAGCUUAUGGAUUUUACUAGAAGGUCUACCUCCUCACUUGGAUUAUGCAUCCGUGAGACAAUCUCUCGCUUAUCUAGAGGGUGUUCAAACUGUCCAUUCUCUUCAUAUUUGGACCCUAACGUCGAGCCAGUAUGUAGCUACUGCACAUUUAACAGUGGAUAACGUGGAUAGAGACGUGCUUUUGGAGCGGGCGAGAAGCAUGCUGCGACUGAAAUUUGGCAUUGAACGGAUCACUAUUCAAGUGGAACAGCAUCGACCACAAGCUUACAUUGGAUGUGAUCAAUGCAAAUAUCCUCUUCUCUAAUCAAUCUCAAACUCAAUGUGCCGGUUGCACAAAAGUUGGUUAAAUUUUAAUCGUGAUUAAUUCCACGAGAAUCAAUCAGAAAAGCCGUCUUAUCAAAUAUACCUUAUGUGAUUGGUUAUCGUGAAAUUAAUCACAGUUAAAAUUUAAACGACUUUUUUGCAACCGGGCCAAUGUGUGGUGCUCAUGUAACAGGUCAUGAACUGCUUCAAAUUGAACAUUUUUUCUGAGGACAUUCCAAGCUCAUUUUUUAUCGGCUAUCAAGAAGACACUUUGAUGCAAAGGACGUUUCAAGUAGAGAUUCUAGCUGAUGAUUCAAAUGCUGUGAUAAGCUAGGCCCAAAAACUAUAGAGUUACGAAUGCUUAUAAAUAUACAAAUUUAUGAUUUAUUAUAUGAUGAAUUAAUAAUUUUAUUCUUGUCUUCCAGUGGAUGUGUUGAUCUACUCUGUGUCGAUUGAAAGAUGAUUUUUCCAAUCAUA
This is a messenger RNA of Nilaparvata lugens (brown planthopper), 1985 nucleotides long. RefSeq names its product zinc transporter 2. The record is from RefSeq and is a predicted model, not a curated record. Gene Ontology annotation, molecular function: zinc ion transmembrane transporter activity. Lineage: Eukaryota; Metazoa; Arthropoda; Insecta; Hemiptera; Delphacidae. The coding region runs from base 241 to 1509 and encodes 422 amino acids. Gene Ontology annotation, biological process: zinc ion transmembrane transport; response to zinc ion. Gene Ontology annotation, cellular component: plasma membrane. The transcript has 7 exons.